AUGGAUAAAGCUGCGUUCUUUCUAAGAUUCCAAAACAUUGUAGAGGAAAAGGAAGAAGAUUUGGGAGAGAAGAUGGCGGAGAUGUUGACAGAGAUAUUAGGAAAGGACAAACAGGAAACAAGGAGAGACAUAGACGAAACAUAUAGAGUAUAUACAAAUUAUGCACAAAGGCAUAGAUUAGCAAGAGAGUGUGAAGUAUUUGGAGGCUUGGCAAUUAGAAACAAGGAGAAAGGGCUUGUCUCUUUCAAACAUUUGAUUGGAGGCCUGGAUGAUGUUUCCAAUAAAGCAUAUGAGGAUGCUGAAGCAAAAGCAAAAUAUGAAGCCGAAGCUGCCUUCUUCGCCAAUCUGAAGCUGUCAGACUUCAACAUCAUUGACACUCUCGGAGUUGGAGGUUUUGGCAGAGUUGAACUGGUGCAGUUGAAAAGUGAUGAAUCAAAAACCUUUGCAAUGAAGAUACUAAAGAAACGCCACAUAGUAGACACGAGACAGCAAGAACAUAUACGCUCAGAAAAACAGAUCAUGCAAGGCGCUCACUCAGAUUUUAUUGUGAGGCUAUAUAGGACAUUUAAGGACAGCAAGUAUUUAUAUAUGUUGAUGGAAGCCUGUUUAGGUGGAGAGCUUUGGACAAUUCUCAGGGACAGAGGUUCAUUUGAAGAUUCUACAACCAGAUUUUAUACAGCUUGUGUGGUAGAAGCUUUUGCCUAUUUGCAUUCCAAAGGAAUCAUUUAUAGGGACCUCAAGCCAGAAAACCUCAUCCUAGAUCACCGAGGUUAUGCCAAAUUGGUCGAUUUUGGUUUUGCAAAAAAAAUAGGAUUUGGAAAGAAAACAUGGACUUUUUGUGGAACUCCAGAGUACGUAGCCCCAGAGAUCAUUCUGAACAAAGGUCACGACAUUUCAGCAGACUACUGGUCACUGGGAAUCUUAAUGUAUGAGCUCUUGACUGGCAGUCCACCUUUCUCAGGCCCAGAUCCCAUGAAAACAUAUAACAUCAUACUAAGGGGGAUUGACAUGAUUGAAUUUCCAAAGAAGAUUGCCAAAAAUGCUGCUAACUUAAUUAAAAAACUAUGCAGGGACAACCCAUCGGAAAGAUUAGGUAACUUGAAAAAUGGAGUCAAGGAUAUUCAAAAACACAAGUGGUUUGAAGGUUUUAACUGGGAAGGUUUAAGAAAAGGUACAUUGACACCUCCUAUUAUACCAAGUGUUGCAUCUCCAACUGAUACAAGCAAUUUUGAUAGCUUCCCUGAGGACAACGAUGAACCACCACCUGAUGACAACUCAGGAUGGGACAUAGACUUUUAAUGUU
Molecule: messenger RNA, 1303 nt
Organism: Protobothrops mucrosquamatus (brown spotted pit viper)
Lineage: Eukaryota; Metazoa; Chordata; Lepidosauria; Squamata; Viperidae
Gene: PRKG1
Product: protein kinase cGMP-dependent 1
Exons: 13
Coding region: 1-1299 (432 amino acids)
Biological process (GO): protein phosphorylation
Molecular function (GO): ATP binding; cGMP-dependent protein kinase activity
Source: RefSeq, a predicted model, not a curated record